AUGCAAGCACAACCUGACGGAAACUAUAAAUUUAUUUUAGUGUAUCAGGACCAUUUAACAAAAUUUGUUUCGCUUCGCCCAUUAACGCAUAAACGUGCCGAAGAAGUAGCUUAUGUACUUCUUGAUAUUUUUACAACAUUUGGCGCACCAGCGAUUCUACAAAGUGACAAUGGCCGAGAAUUCGUAAAUAAAAUAAUAAACGAAUUAUGUAAUAUGUGGGAAGAUUUAAAAAUUGUACACGGAAAACCGAGACAUUCGCAAAGUCAAGGGUCCGUCGAAAGGCCCAAUCAAGAUGUGGAAAACAUACUUGCCACUUGGUUACAAGACAAUAAAACAAAAAAAAUGGAGUGA
Molecule: messenger RNA, 351 nt
Organism: Macrosiphum euphorbiae (potato aphid)
Lineage: Eukaryota; Metazoa; Arthropoda; Insecta; Hemiptera; Aphididae
Source: the annotation of a GenBank genome assembly